GUGUAUUUUAGUUUUGUGUUUUGUAGUUUUAACUUCUGAGCCAUUAGUGACCUGUCAGGCGAGCCUGGAACCGAGCCAGCAGGUUUCCUUUAACUAGGUUUCUGAUGUGUGCUAUAAGAGAUAUAUAAUUACAUUUUUGAAAGUCUUCUCCGAGGUUGAGUUUAUCUCCUUCCGUGGCCCGGUAACCACGAGACCUUGCUCGUGUGUGUUCACCCUGACUCUUAUCUCUUCCUGCAAAUUGUAUUAGUACCACUAGAGGAGGUAACCCACUCUGUAGUAGUCACCAGACCAGCCCACGGCACGCAAGCUGGGGGGUAAUGAGUGUGAAGCUGGUGUAGCUGGUUCAGGUGUAGCUGUCGCGUAGUUAGUUAUAGUAUAGUGCUGUAAAUAAACGUGUGUUCUAUCUUGUAGCGUAUUAUUACUCGGCGAAGUUGGUUUGAUAUCUGAUACACUGGGUGAAGUUGCAGGAUGCUGAGUUCUGCACCGAGCAUGUCCCUUAUCUCGCCUCACCAGAUGGUACCCUUCUUAAUUAACUUAACCUUUUAUCUCCCCCAACUUUGCCAUUUUUCACCGGGUCGUGUACACCAUUUUAUUUAGGUGCACCUUACUUUCACUAGCUCCUCCUUCCUGGUCCCCACAUCAGUCACAUGCUCUGGGUUGGACAGAAGUUGAAGUUCUAUUUCGAUAUUUUAGAGUUGUCUCACUUUAUUACUCCGCGUAGCUAGGUGAUAGUCUCUUCAAGUGGAUAUUAUAUCCGCUCUUGUUUGGUGAUCCUAAAAUCAUCAUGCAUUAUCCGCCCUGUCAUAUCUCGUGAACUCUAUUUCUAUUGGUGGCUGGCUUUUAAUAAUUCGAUUGCUGUAUACAUUAAAUCAUCCAUAAUUCACUUACAAGGUUAAAAUGAUACAAAUUAACAUCAUGAAUUUGUUACCUUUUACCACGGUAUUUGCUCCUUUUAUAAAUUUUUCGUAACUUCAACCUCUAACCGUUCCGCCCACUUUAGUGAAAACAAACAGUAUGUUUCGAGCAAUGAUGUCUCAACAACAACAACAGCAGCAACACAUGCAAGGUGGUAAUCCCGGACAGCAGCAGAUAUACCAGCAACUAUCCCCUCACUCUGUAGCCUCUACUCUGGCUCAGAUCGGUGUAGAUCCUGGAUAUUAUAGUGAUAGUGAGUGUUCUAGUAACAGUUCUGAGAAGGUUAACGAGGAGGGAAAUGUCUCACCCCAGCAGAACAAGCUCACCCGAAUCCCUGAACAACAGAUACAGCAACAACCUAACAGUAACUCAAACUACAACUGUUUCAACGACUACUUUGGAUUUAACGAGCUGGUAAAACCCCUGCCCCUACGAUACCCUGACUCUCUAGUCCUUGGCAACCAAGGAAACCAGACCCCCGCUUUUGAGAGUCCUCCCGCUGGAACGUGGAAGGACCAGGGUGGAUGGAAAGCAGUGGAGUCCCCAGCUAAAGAUAGUGCCGUGUCAGAAGGAGGAGAGAGUGUGGAGGAGAAUCAGAUGUACACCCCCGCUACCAGCCCUCCCUCUACUGCUGCUACUCCUCCUAUGGUGCCCACUGUCAAGAAGAACAACGGCAAGAGGAAUAAAGUUCAGGUGUGCGUAUUCUGCCGGAAUAACGGAGAAGAUGAGUCCGUCUACUCGACCCACGCCCUCAAGGCGCCCGAUGGCAAAGUAACAUGCCCCAUCCUGUUCGCUUACGAGUGCCCAAUCUGCAGAUCCACCGGAGAGAACGCUCACACUCUCAAGUACUGUCCCAGGAACCCUAACGGACAGGGACACAUGCCAGCACAGAACAACGGAGGACAGAACGGCUACAACAACUCUGGAGGACAGGGCUACUCGGGAAGAUCUAACAUGGGAUACGGAACAACAACAACAACAACAGCAACACAAACAACAACAACAGCAGCAGUUCCAACAACCCCUCCAGCAACAACCCAUCCAACACUCAGAGCGCUCAGUUCAACUCUAACCUCAUGCAGGCAAUGCUACAGAUGGCUCAGAUGAACGGAGGAAACCUCCACCCUAGCCUGGCUCAGCUCAACUUCAACAUGGCUGCCAUGCUCUACCAACAACAGAUGGGACAGAACCCAUCUGACCAACAGCAGCAACAACCUAGCAACCCCUUCGCAGAGUGGGUCCAGCAGCAGCAGCAACAACAGCAGUACACUGGAGAGAACAAGAACUACAACUCCCAGAGUUACAGCACUCAAUCCAGCUACAACAGCGGAUACAAUGACGCCUCCCCUACCUACAAUAACAACCCUUCUCCAACCUACAACAACACCAACAGCUACAACAAUGCUAGCUACACCCCCAACUACAACACCUCCUACAGUGAGAUGUACAACACCCCCCAGCACUCUGACACUUACACUCCCGCCCCCUCCACCCCCUUCUCUGCUUCCAACACUCCUGCUCCUGCAGAUGUGGACAACUUGUCCCAACUGUUCGGCAAGGCCAGCAUUGACGACUUCCUCCAAAACUACAGCAGGUAGAAACACUGACUCUGAUUUCACUUUCCGGGGAUCUGAUUUCACUUUCCGAGGGAGAUGAUUUCACUUUCCAAUGGAGAUGAUUUCACUUUCCAAGGGAUAUCUUGCACAUUUAUUAUAAGUAAGAGUAAAAAUACAUAAUCCAUCUCAUCUCAUUUAUACGGCAUUUUAUACUCAGUGAUCUGAUAUUAUUUGGCAUUAACGUACGAUACUUAAGCAUAAUUCGAAUAUUACAAUAUACACAGGCUAACUGUGUCACGUGUUCGUUUGUACUUAGAUUAAUAUGGUAUGAAAAUCGCACGUUUGUUUUCAUCUUAUUAAGAAUUUUUAUUUGAAUUUGAACAUAUUUUCUCACAUAUUUUAAUCAAGAGGCUUGUUAUAUUCGUUCCCAAAGUUUUAUUAUAUAUUGUUAUUGUGAUUUCGCAAUAUAUGUUUCCACUCAAUAUGAUAUAUGCAAUUUCAAUUAGGUUAAAUUAUUAUUGUAAAAAGGUAGCAGGACAUUUCAGAAUUAAUAUUUUGCUAAAAUUGAAUUUUAUACUGUGGUAAUUUCCUGCACUUUUGACAAAACGGACAGUUAUAAAUUUGUUGUUGCGGCCUUGGCAACUGAAUCUUGUUGCUUAGCAACGAGACAUUGUCUGGCAGUGUUCGAGUAUUUGAUUUACGUAUAAUAAAAUAAUAUUGUGUUCGUGUAUUAUACAUAAUUAACUUAUUGACUUUUACCGUUACUAUAGUGAUUAGUUACUGUGGUGACUUCUCAUACAGUCAAGUAAUUUCUUAUUAAUCAAAGUUGCGUAAUAAUAAUUAUAAUCUGAGUUCCAUUACACUAGAUUAUGUAACCCCUUAUACUUUUAUUGCUGCGUUUAGUUUUAACUUUAAAUCAAUAGUAAUAAUAAUAUUCCAGAAAAUGUUGUGUGUGUGUCAGUUAUUAUUUUGUGUUGUAGAGAAACUGGGGCGGAGUUAUUUAAUUUCAAGCAAGGGCGAAGUAAGUCGUGUAACAGUCGUGUGACACUGAUGGAGUAACACGGAUAUAAUCACGAAGCAGCCCAACGUAUAAGAGUUAGCAAAUUUCAGUCUCUAUUUUGUAACUUAGUAAUUUAAUUUUUAUUUGUGUUUUUAUACUUAUUGACAUGAUCAAAGUGUCUGUGUCGUGUGUGUGUGUGCUUAAUUCAGUGGUUUUCAAGCCGAACUUACCAGGCUGCAGGCCUUUAACCGCUUCAUGAUCCGUUACCAUGGUAACAAGUGGAGUUGUUAUGGAAACAAGUAGCGUUGCCAUGGUGACCGAGUGGUUGAUGGGUGCAGCGGUUCGGGUCAGGAAGCCAGCAUGUACAUAGUUGAUUUGUUAUUAUUAUUUAUUAAUUUUAUACCGCACGAUUUGUCCAUGAUAGAACACUUUUCAAUUCGUUCUUGAAUUCUCGAGACCAGUGAUCGUUUUCUUUCAUCAAAUCUGUCAUGGGCUAUCUUGUCUGAUAGAAAUAAUUUCAAAUUUAUUGAUUAUAUUUAUAUGCUAAAUUGUCGAUGUGAUGGUAGAAUAACCUUGCGUCGAAUCGACCCUCAAAGCUUCCCAUACAUCUCGACUUGUCUCAAAUCUCUGAUUUGUCUAUUUGUACGCUGAUCUCCGAGUUAGGGGAGUUUUGAGGGUCUGUCAACCUUUUGGAGCCGUAAUAAUAUAACAAUAGUGAUUUCAAAAUCUUGCUCUAUCUAUCUGGGAAAUAUACGUUCUGAAUCUGGUUGCUUAGCAACGAGACAUCUAUUGACACCGGUUAUUUCUGAUAUGUACCAUUGUGAUAUUUCAAGACAGGUUUUAUUCUAUUUCUACGCAACUUAUAAA
This is a messenger RNA of Bolinopsis microptera, 4338 nucleotides long. RefSeq lists its product as uncharacterized. Lineage: Eukaryota; Metazoa; Ctenophora; Tentaculata; Lobata; Bolinopsidae. Gene Ontology annotation, biological process: oogenesis; negative regulation of translation. Bases 1015 to 2022 code for a protein of 335 amino acids. Gene Ontology annotation, molecular function: mRNA binding; zinc ion binding. The record is from RefSeq and is a predicted model, not a curated record. The transcript has 3 exons. Gene Ontology annotation, cellular component: perinuclear region of cytoplasm.